AUGCCGUCGCUUUCAAGUGUUGUGACUCACUUCUUCCGACCUAAGCCGACGUUCACGGAGCAGGACCUUCCAGACCUGCAGGGAAAGAUAUACAUUGUCACCGGCUCCAGCACAGGAACAUCCUGUCCCGGAUACUACGAUGAUUGCAAGUUGUCGACCACCGACAAUCUCAUCCCUGAUGGAUAUGACAGCAACAUAAACAUGCCUACUAACGUCGAACAGGUCUAUGUUGCGGCUCGUACCGAGCGCAAGGGUCAACAGGCUAUCGACAACAUCAAAGCGUCUGUGCCUUUCUCUAAGGGAUCUUUGGUCUUUCUACAUUUUGACCUGAGUGACUUACUUAUUGUGAAGGCUGCAGCGGAAAGCUUCCUUGCCCAGGAGAAGAGACUCCAUGUCCUGUUUGACAAUGCCGGUGUUAUGAGCUCGCCCGUUAAGUCGGUGCAAGGCUACGAGCUUAAUUUGGCUCUCAAUUGUAUUGCCACCUUCCUAUUCACGAAGCUACUGACUCCAAUACUUGUCAGCUCAUACGGAUUUGAGUUGCGUGCAGUUGAGGGCGUUGCCGUCUCGACUGAUAAUCUAGAUUAUCAUCAACCUGUGGGAGCUUCGAUGCGCUAUGCCUUGAGCAAGUCUGGAGUCUGGGCGCUGGCAAUCGAGCACUUUCGCCGAUUUAAGGGUGACGGUGUCCUCAGCGUGGCUAUCAACCCUGGCAAUUUCCAACCCAAGCCUUUCCGCGACCAGGGCUCUGCCAUGAAGUUUGUUUGCAGACUACUCGGUUACCCUUUCACUUACGGCGCGUGCACUGGACUAUAUGCUGCAUUCGCAUCUGAUGUCACAACGGCUGACCGGUACAAGUAUUGGGUUGGACCAUUUGGGAGAAUUUUUCCGCUGCGCCUGGACCUACACAGAGCUACGGUACCAGAGAGUGAAGGACGUACAGGGGGGACAGCAAAGUUUUGGGAGUGGAGUGAGCAGCAGGUCAAAACGUAUCUCUGA
Molecule: messenger RNA, 993 nt
Organism: Neoarthrinium moseri
Lineage: Eukaryota; Fungi; Ascomycota; Sordariomycetes; Amphisphaeriales; Apiosporaceae
Exons: 4
Coding region: 1-993 (330 amino acids)
Source: RefSeq, a predicted model, not a curated record